Messenger RNA from Penaeus chinensis, 2891 nucleotides. Its product is annotated as monomeric sarcosine oxidase-like. The transcript has 9 exons. The record is from RefSeq and is a predicted model, not a curated record. The coding region runs from base 73 to 1299 and encodes 408 amino acids. Gene Ontology annotation, molecular function: flavin adenine dinucleotide binding; sarcosine oxidase activity. Lineage: Eukaryota; Metazoa; Arthropoda; Malacostraca; Decapoda; Penaeidae.
UUUAGCUGGCUGACUGGUGCUUCUCGAGCUGUGGCGGGUUGCCUCUGUAUAUCAAUAUCCACAGAGACAAGAAUGUCUGCAAACGAGAGGAAAACUUACGACUUGGUGGUGGUCGGCGCGGGGAUGAUGGGCUCAGCUGCCGCUCGCCAUGCGUCGCUCAUUCCCGCCACUUCCGUGUGUCUCGUCGGACCCGAGGAACCCAAGGAGCGCGAGGGCCGAGACAUCUUCGGGUGUUGGUUCGACGAAGGACGAGUCUACCGCCGCGUGGCCGAAAUCCACACUUGGUCCGUCCUCGCCACAGAGUCCGUGGCCAGGUACUCGCAGCUAGAGGAGGAGACGGGUAUCAAAUUCCACACCGAGGUUGGUUACCUGCACGCGACGCCAGGCACUCAAGAGUUCGAAGAUUUGAUGACAGUUUCCCGCCGCCAUGACCUGGAGGCAGAGGACAUCACGACUUCUUGGAGGACGAGAUUUCCUUAUCUCAACUUCGGCGAUGAUUGUCUGGUCUUUUGGGAGAAAAAUGCGGGCCACCUGAGUCCGCGUGACCUCGUCCGAGCCCAGCAAACAGCCGCCAGUCAGCACGGGGCAGACAUCAUGAGGGAUGUUGUGAUUGAAAUCAUACCGAGCGAUGCUGGCGCACACAAGUGGGAGGUGAGAACGGAGCGCGGGCGUGUGGUGCAUGGGCGCCGCGUGCUGGUGGCCGUGGGCGGCUCUUCUGCCCUGCGGCCACUCUUCCGGCACGUGGUCCCGGGGCUGCUGCCGAACUUGCAGUUGAGGACGCAGACCGUGGCCUUUCUGAAUGUUGCGGAGGAAGAAGCUCAACGACUGAGGGACCUCCCCACGUUCUUCACUAAUGAGAGUUUCGAAGACAUGGACGGUGGAUACGUUCUUCCGCCUAUUAAAUACCCCGACGGUAAAUGGUACCUUAAGAUGGGCCACAACCGCCGACAUGAGGACGACCUGAAUCCAAAUGAGGUGACGGAGUGGUACAUACACCGAAGGGGGAACAGCGAGUGUAUAGAUAAGUUAGGGAGAUUCAUGCAACAUCUUAUGCCGGACGUGAAAAGCCAAGGGCUCUCUGGCGACGGCUGCCUCACCUCCCACACGCCCAACCAAGAACCCUACAUCGACGUAAUCGCAGACGGCUUCGGGGUGGCCCUUGGAGGCAACCGGUGGGCGGCGAAGUCCAGCGACGAGAUCGGACGUCUGGCAGCGCGGCUCGUAGUCCUCGGCGAGUGGCGCUCCGAGAUUCCGAAAGAGCGCGUUCGAGUCUUAUGGAAAGCUCGGUCGCAUUUGUGAUUUUGAAGAAUUUUUGUUUGUAAUGGAUGGGUGGAUGGAUGGAUAAGCGAUUGACGAUGGAUGGAUGUGUAUAUAUGAGGUGUGGUCGAAAAUUAGCCAACCUUUGGCUAUAAAACUAAACAUGAUGAUAAAACAAGUUUUAUCAUCGAAGUAUACUUAUCCACUGGUCCUCAACACACAACCAAAGGGUCUUAACAAUAUAUCUAACUUAUCUUGGAAGUCCUAUUUUGAGAGCAUACUGUGUUACUUCGAUGUGUUUUCCAUGUAUUGCAAGAAUAUAUCAGAAGGUCAAACAACUAGUAACGAGUAUUACCUCGGAAUUUGUUUUUCUUUCGCUCUUCUUUCUUCUUGUUUUAAUAUACAUUGUGUCGUAAAAAUAAAAAAUAAAAUAAUAAUGUGGACAAUGUCCAGCUGUCGCCUUCACUAGACAACACUUCCAUCCAGUAAAAAUUGAAGUAAAUGAGACGAGUCAGCCACUGGCCCGCUUGGACAUCACUUAGACUAUGCACUUUUGUAGAUAAUAUUUUUUAUCACUUUAGAACACGUGUUGGUGGCAAGAAAGGUAGUAUUGAGAAUGUUGGGUGUGGAAUUCCUGGAGAACGACCAUUAAAAGUGAGAAAAAGGUGGACGAGAGUGCAAAUGCCAAGAAGUAAAGGUGUUGGUACUGUGGUACUGAGGAUAAGAUAAGUGAGAGAUUAAGAGUUCGAGAGUUAAAGGGAAUGGAGAUACAGUUGAGAUGUACUGUGCAAGAGAAAUGUAGGGUGUCAAUAAAAUAGAGGAAGGUUGUAGGAAAGAUGGAUGAAUGAUGAAAUGAGGAGGUAAGUGAAAUGGUCACAUAAUUAACAAAGGCCUUUGACUGUUGGUUAAGUGACAGCAAUGUAUGGGCAUGCAAAAUUCCGCAGUAAAGAGAUCGGACUGGUUGGUGUCAGGAGGGGCAUCCAGGGCGGCACUGUCAAAAGCAAAAAUGAAGAACAGGAUCAAUUGCAUUCUGUUAACAUCAUGCACAGCUAACAGCUAAGCACAGACAUCAUAAUGGUUCGAAAGACAUAAUGGCAGCAUGUAUCUUUUGGUGGGAAAUAGGUGCUGAUAAGGUUAUACAGCGCCACGCGAUGGAUGGCAAUCAUGCAGUUGUUUUAAUGUAAUUUGUCACGUAUAGCAUAAAAAAAAAAAUGCAAAUUGAAGCGAAUGCAAUGGAAGAAUUGCUUGUUUUCAAAAUAACUAACAAAAAUAAUAUUCAUGCAUUCAGUUUGCUGUGCUAUUCAGCACAUUCUCUCCGCGGAUUAUUUUAGUUCUGAUCUACAUUUGCAUUGGUUCAUGGAAAGAUUUUCUGAUUUAGCUUCCUAGGUAGCAGGGGAGUUUAUUUAGAACAUACAAAAUCACAAUUUGCAAAUUGGCUAUUGUACAUACACGCGUGUGUGGACCGAGACUUAUUUUUACUUUGUUUGUUGUGACAAGUGAUUACAUAACACAGGGUGUUGUCUUCUCCAUCUUAAUAUGUUCCUCCCUGAGCCCACAGAGAGACAGAGACAGACAGACAAACAGCAGAGAGAGAGAGAGAGAGAGAGAGAGAGAGAGAGAGAGAGAGAGAGAGA